Molecule: messenger RNA, 289 nt
Organism: Phalaenopsis equestris
Lineage: Eukaryota; Viridiplantae; Streptophyta; Magnoliopsida; Asparagales; Orchidaceae
Product: probable glutathione peroxidase 5
Exons: 3
Coding region: 53-289 (78 amino acids)
Biological process (GO): response to oxidative stress
Molecular function (GO): glutathione peroxidase activity
Source: RefSeq, a predicted model, not a curated record
GCGACGCGAAUAAAAAUCUCAGUGUGGAAAGGAAGACAUAGCCAGGGAAGAGAUGGGGGCUUCUCAUUCGUCCCCGAACGCCAACUCGAUCCAUGAAUUCACUGUCAAGGAUAGCUCUGGGAAGGCCGUGGAUCUAGGGAUCUACAAGGGCAAGGUCUUGCUUGUCGUCAAUGUCGCCUCUAAAUGUGGCUUAACGGAUAGCAAUUAUACCCAGCUGACCGAUCUCUACAACAAGUACAGGAACAGAGGUUUUUCGUUUUUCUUCGCCUUCCUUCUUGCUAUUAUAUGA